UCUCCCUUUCCUUCAUCAACACUCUGUCAUUCUCAAUCCCUAAUGUUCCACACAUGAAGUUGAAGCCUCCAAGCCCCUCCUUUUAUAAGAAGCCUUCAACUUCCUCAACAUUCAAAACACCAAUAACACAACAAUCUCACAAGAGAAUGAGCACAGAGGCUACAAGGGGGGUGGAGGGUUUUGCUCGGGAUGACACAGAAGACGCGGCGUGCAGGAGGUUCGAGAACUACUUGGUCGAGAUGAUCCUCGAGGAAGGGAAAACGGGAGACUUGGUGGACGUAGAAGAGCUUCUUCGCUGCUGGAAGAGCCUCAAGUCUCCCGUGUUCAUUGAUCUCGUGUCUAGAUUCUACGGAGAGCUAUGCAAGGAUCUGUUUCCCAGAGACAGCAGUGAAUUACUUCCCCGGGAUUCUACACAACAAUAAUACUUUCUUUCCUACAAACGAUUUCAAGUCUUCAAAUCGAUUUAUAGUUUUUACUGCAUUUACAAACAUUCUACGCACAGGUUGUAAUUAAUGUGAUAAACAAGGUAAAAAUGGGCAAUGAUGAAUGGGGAACACAAAAUAACUAAGAAAUUUACUAUGGAGUAUUAGUUAAGAUAUAUAUAUAUAUUUACAAUGGGAAAAGCAACAGAUUGCUCAUUACAUGAUUAGAACAUUGAAAGCGUUACCUUGAAGAAACAAGUUCCACCAACUACAAUAACAUCAAUGCAUUUACCCGAUC
Molecule: messenger RNA, 720 nt
Organism: Ipomoea triloba (trilobed morning glory)
Lineage: Eukaryota; Viridiplantae; Streptophyta; Magnoliopsida; Solanales; Convolvulaceae
Product: transcription repressor OFP17-like
Exons: 1
Coding region: 54-422 (122 amino acids)
Biological process (GO): negative regulation of DNA-templated transcription
Source: RefSeq, a predicted model, not a curated record